UAUUCGAUUGUUUGCGGUCCCGGUGACUCAUCCUAUUUACCACUUUGACGCUUUGCGUUCGUUCGAAUGGCGUUAAUUUCAAAUUCAAACACGAUCUCGUCUAUAUAAGCGACCCGCCGUUAUCGUAGCGAAAAACGAGUUGUCAGCAUGUCCAAGUUGAUAUCGUUUAUUUGCGUGUUCGCGCACGCGCACCCGCUCGAAGGCGUCGCUCAGUUACCGGCUAUUUCAUCGUCCGACAUUCAAGAGAAAAAUAAAUCGAGUCACAUCCAAUCGCUAAUUCCAGGCGCGGAACAGGUUGACGUGAAAGGAUUAGAAGAUACGCUGAAUGGUACGGCCGGCAGGCGGAACGUAAGAGACGAAGGCGACCUGCAGAAAGGCCCUCCCACGAACCCGCAUGACUUAAACGCGGGUACCGCCGUGCCUCAAACGUACUUGUUAUCCAAGAGAAUUGUUGCCGAUGCUGGCAACGCCAGUUCAUCCGAAGGAGGAAUCGCUCAGGUUGAAUUCGCAGUUUUCGACUACGCCAACAGCGACACUCAAAAUUCCAGCUCGAGCGAGAAAAGAGGCGACGAUAACGCCCGAUCUCAAUCGGAUAAAAACGACAACACGUCGGACGAAUCCAAUUCAAGCGAGGAACAAAGGCAUAAUGUCACAAAGAGAGAGACUAGGGUGACGAUAGAGAAGCUGGACGACCUCAGACCGUCCGCCGUUUAUUUUGAGGUUGACGGUGGAAGUGAGGUUAGGGUGAGAAGAGAAACGCCUCGAGUAUCACCCGGGGGUAAGGUAAAAGGUCGGCCGGUUAAAGCGCCCGUGCGCCAAGGUCCGCUUCCUCAGAAGGCUCAUGAAACUAGAAGAGUUAGGGAUACGAAUCACGCGCAAAGUACAGAAAGGGCCCCUCCCGGCAAAACUGUACUUAUAGAUGAAGGAGGUUUGGUCGCGACUAGUGCCGAAAAUGCGACGACACGAGUAGGAGGAGCAGGGACUUGGCCCAAGGUGACUUAUUUUUAAACGUCCUCAUGUUGCCAAAUAAAAAUAUUUUAUUUUUUAUUAGAAAUCCGUUUGUUUUACUACAGAUACGCGGUUGGUAGUUUUGUAAUGUUAGAGGUCCCUAAAUAAUUAAAAGCCUGCGAAAAUGUUUUCUUGUAUUUUAAUAUGU
Molecule: messenger RNA, 1156 nt
Organism: Cylas formicarius (sweet potato weevil)
Lineage: Eukaryota; Metazoa; Arthropoda; Insecta; Coleoptera; Brentidae
Exons: 2
Coding region: 148-1008 (286 amino acids)
Source: RefSeq, a predicted model, not a curated record